Molecule: messenger RNA, 614 nt
Organism: Mauremys reevesii (Reeves's turtle)
Lineage: Eukaryota; Metazoa; Chordata; Testudines; Geoemydidae
Product: C-type lectin domain family 2 member D-like
Exons: 2
Coding region: 131-388 (85 amino acids)
Cellular component (GO): external side of plasma membrane
Source: RefSeq, a predicted model, not a curated record
AUCCAGCGUCCUUCUGAAAAUAAAUUGAGCCCCUUCAAUGUGUGACUGGGAUUCUCUGCAGCACAGAGCCCUGGGGGGAGGGGGCACCAGAGCUGGGACUGAUCUAUAAUGUUCCUCGGCUUUCUUUAAGAUGUUCCUGCUGCGCUAUAAGGGUGUCCAUGACCACUGGAUUGGCCUCCAGAAGGAGCAGGGGCAGCCCUGGAAAUGGACCAAUGGCACCGAAUUCAACCUCCUGUUUCGGAUAAGAGGAGGCAGUGACUGCGCGUAUCUGAAUGACAAGAAAGGGGUCAGCAGCUCACGGUGCUACAUGGAAAGACGGUGGAUCUGUAGCAAACCUGAGGUGUAUGUGAUGGGGAAAGGAACGCACUGGAAGGGAGCUCCAAAAUAAGCCUCCUAGAAAUAACAAGGAGUGCGGUGGCACCUUAAAGACUAACAGAUAAGCUAUCGUGGGUAUAAAACCCCACUUCAGAUGCACAGAAAUGACAUGGAUACAACUCUCACCUACUUGAAUGAGCCAUGUCCCCGUUCGUCAGAAUACCAUAUAUUUAAAUACUUUGGAUGUUUUCUACAUUUUCAAAUAUAUUGAUUUCAAUUACAACAUAGAAUAAAAGAAA